Strongylus vulgaris is the source of this 306-nucleotide messenger RNA. Lineage: Eukaryota; Metazoa; Nematoda; Chromadorea; Rhabditida; Strongylidae. The record is from the annotation of a GenBank genome assembly.
AUGAUCAAAAAGGGCAUUGUUGGGCUGUUCGUUCGACACAACAAAUUCCUCCGAACAUGUAGCCUCGAAAGUGCAGCCUGCCGUUUGCCAUGGUCGGGUGUAUGGAUCAAAGGCGAUCGAGAAUUCAAUAUCACACAAGAAUCGCUCGGUUCACUGGGAUCGUGUCGAUCGAAGAACAAUGACCAGUACCUUUUGAGCAGCUCAACAGAUCGUGGCGAUUGUUUUCGAUGUCUGAUCGUAUUUCCCGUGCACGAAAAUGUUCUACAAUACAAAAUUAGUAAGUUUGACUAUUUUAUUUUGAACUGA